Messenger RNA from Diaporthe batatas, 585 nucleotides. RefSeq lists its product as uncharacterized. The record is from RefSeq and is a predicted model, not a curated record. The transcript is spliced from 2 exons. Bases 1 to 585 code for a protein of 194 amino acids. Lineage: Eukaryota; Fungi; Ascomycota; Sordariomycetes; Diaporthales; Diaporthaceae.
AUGGACCCUCAACGUUCUUUGGGUGACGUUCCUCGCUCCUCUAUCACCGUGUUUGACCUGGGUUACCGACCUGGAAGCCAACAGCGCUUCCUCGACCAGGUUGAUAUGGGUGUCAACCUUGGGGGCCUUGUCAGGAGAGUCCCGCUCUCUGCAGAGCCUUCGGCGGAGCUUUCUGCCAAGCGCAACCAGGUACACCAUCUGCUCAAUCAGCUACGUCUCAGCCAUGAUGCUGCAAAACUCGACCUCCAGGACUUCAUCUCUGAGGAAGAGGAGCUUGGAAACGACAAGAAAGAGCUUCAAGGCGACCUUAUCCAGCACGCCAAGCUUGUGGAGGAGGCCUACGAGCGAGGCGACUUCAACACAGCAAUGGGUCUAGAGCAGGCCCACAAGAACCUGCGAGUCAACCUUGCAGUUCGUCUUCGGGGCCUGAGCCAGAAGGCCUCUGAGCUGGCCGAGGCAAUGAAGGCAACUCGCAAAAAGUUGUCCGAGAUCGAGUUGGACACCAUUCGUGCAAAGCAGCGUCUUCAUGUGAUCGAGGCACGGCUGCUACCAGCCAGCAACCUCACUGACGCACUGAAUGCUUGA